AUGCGUCACGCGGGAUACACGAAAGUUAUGUCGGAGAUUUUAGUUUACCGCGUUUCCGUCAAAUCCGGAGAAGCGUUCAAAUUGGAAUGUAAAGUUUCGCAUCAGGACAACAUAAUUUAUUACUGGAAUCAAAACGACACGAGAUUAAAUAAUUCCAGUAGGAAAAAACAAAUCGGUAGUAAUUUACACGUGACGAGAGCGGAUCGUUUGCAAGAUUUUGGACAAUAUUGUUGCAUUGCCGAAAACGUCACGUCUGGAUAUUCCAUAACGAGCAGAAUAGCAAACGUCGAAGUGAUAUGGCUGGGAAAAAAUGCGACGGUUCAACUUCAACAUCCGACAUCGGAAAAAGAAAUAGUGAAUGGACAAGACAUAACUUUAAAAUGUCUGGUAGAAGGAAAUGGUGAAAUCAAGUACGACUGGUUCAGAGAGAGAGAGAUGAUAAAUAAUGAACAUUUGGUAAAGUUUAAAGGGAAAAAAAUUCACGUCAAAGAUGUUUCGCCGUCGAAUAAUGGAGUGUAUCGUUGUGUCGCGCACAACGAUGCAGGUACAGCUGAAAGUUUUAAAAAUUUCAUUUUGAAAACUUCCGGCGUUUUAUAUCCUCGAAUUAAAAUCCCACCGAAAGAUGUUCUCGUUAAAAAAGGAUCGAAUGUUAUGUUUGACUGUUUGUUUGAUGAUUCCGUCAAAACAAAAUGGUUGUUCAACAACGAAGAACUCGAAAAAAACGAUUCAAAGAGGGAAAUUUUAAAAAAUGGAACUCUCGUACUAAAAAAUGUUGAUUUUACCGACGAGGGUUUUUAUUCAUGUCAAGGAAUCAAUAAAAUCGAUGAAACAAAUAAAAAAAUACAAACUUAUUCUGCCAAGUUAAAAUUGAUCGAACCGAUUCCUAUGCAAUCGGGUCGCAUUCUAGUGACACGAGAAAUGAGACCUUUUGAAGUGACUUGUUACGCACCGAAAUCCCUUCCCCCGGCAAAAGUUUGGUGGGAAAAUGAAAAGGGUAAAAUCGUGUCAUUGUCCGAUACGAUUCGGUCAAAUUUAUUAUUUAAAACUCCAAGAGGUGAUACGGAUAGCGGAAAGUACACGUGUUUUGCUGAAAAUUUAUCUGGAAAAACUAACACGACCAUUCAAUUGAUAGUUUCUGUAUCUCCGGUUAUAUCGCACGAAACAAAACAUUUAACCGUUGACGAAGAUGAUCCUUUCACUCUUCACUGUUCUUUCAAAGGCACACCUUUCCCUGCAUCGACCAUAAGAUGGAAAAAGGACAAAAAAUAUAUUAAUCACGGGAGGAUGGUGAUUAGUAAAACAAAUGAAUCUUUAACGAUUCGUCAAGCGCAACCAUCUGAUCGGGGAAUUUAUUCUUGCGAAGUUAACACAACCGGAUUCAAACCCGUGGAUUCAAAAACAUACGAUGUGAAAAUCAUCGAAAAACUCAAAUUCAUACCUCGACCGGUUUCGAAAAAAUUAGAAUUGGGUGAAGUUGCUAAAAUACCCUGUAAAGCUCAAGGCUCACCCACGCCAAACGUUCGGUGGAUAAAAGAAAACGUUUUCGACGAAGCACUUCCGGCACACGUUCACGAUAUAAAUGGAACGCUUCAUUUCGAUAUCGUCUACACGACGGAUAAAGGAAAAUAUUUAUGUAUAGCAAGCAGUAGUCAAGGAAGUAUAAAUGCUUCUGUAGAAAUUGAUGUCAUAGUGGCGCCGAGAUUUAAAAUAAAACCUCAAAAUCCUACAGAAGUUGCCGAAGGGUAUUCGAUAAUGCUUCAUUGUAUGGCAACGGGAGAUCCGAUCCCGACGAUAAAAUGGGAUAAAAACGGUGAAAUGAUCGUUUUGGACACGGAAAGAUUUGAAUUUUUUGAAAACGGAAGUUUACUACUGCGUUACGUCAGAGAGGGAGACAAAGGUAUUUACGGUUGCACCGCCGGAAAUAGUGGAGGAUUAAAAAGAGAAGAAGCGUUAUUAGUAGUCAAAGAUAAGUAUCAACCGAAUGAAAAUUCAGAAUCGGAUGAUUCCAUGAUGACAAAAACUGUCACAAUAACAUUAUCGGCAGCAGCCGCUUACAUGAUAUUGGUGAUUGGUCUUAUGGUGUGGUGCAGGUACAGGAGAAGAAAAAGAAAAGAAGCUUAUUUGAAUGCGAGUCCCGAAAAUAUUUUGCUGGCAAAGACUGAAAAUGGGGAUGCUUUGGCCCAAGAAGGUGAAAAGGAAAAAAAUUGCGAAAUCAAACAUGAAAAUGGUCGGAAAAGUGAUGGAACUGAAACGACUCAUUCGCAAAGUUCUAGUCAUAGCAAACGUUCUUCAAAAUCUAAUCAAUAUGAAAAACUUUCUUUCUCAAGGCAAAAUUUAAAUGAUUUAAGACUUAUAGGUACUGAAAAUUUAUCUUCACCAGUAAUUGUUAAAGCUUUACUAAAUGUUAAAAAUGAAAAUGCUUUAAUCGAAUUCAAAAGAGAGACUGAUAUGUUUUUUAGACUUUCACAUGAAAAUGUUGCCAAAAUUUAUGGCUUGUGCAGAGAUGCUGAGCCUCAUUACAUGGUUUUAGAAUACACAGACUGGGGAGAACUGAAACACUUUCUUCAGACAACUAAAAAAGAAAGAAGUAAAUUAUCAAUAAGUCAAAUAUUAGAUUUAGCAAAACAGAUAAGUAUUGGCAUGGAACAUUUGUCGAAUGCCCGAUUUAUUCAUAAAGAUUUAGCAGCUAGAAACUGCAUAUUAACAUCAAAUUUUAAAGUUAAAGUUUCCCUUAUCGGAUUAUCAAAAGAUUACAAUCACACAAUAUCUUUCAAAACAUAUUUUCAGUUGCUACCCAUAAGAUGGCAGCCGUUUGAAGCCAUUUUCGAAGAUGAUUACUCGACAAAAUCAGAUGUUUAUUCAUUUGGUGCAUUGUGUUGGGAAUUAUUUAAUCAGGGCGAACAACCAUUUUUUGGCAUUCCUGAUUCUACUGUAACUGAAAAAUUACAAAGUCAGGAAUUGAAAUUAUUGCCGCCAAAAAAUGCACCGCCUAAAAUUUCAAAUAUUUUAAAUAAUUGCACAUCUUAUAAUCCUAGAGAACGGCCAACAUUUAGCAGCAUAGCCAUUUCACUAGAAGAAGCUUUGAAAGAUAUUUAA
Pediculus humanus corporis (human body louse) is the source of this 3096-nucleotide messenger RNA. RefSeq lists its product as uncharacterized. The record is from RefSeq and is a predicted model, not a curated record. Lineage: Eukaryota; Metazoa; Arthropoda; Insecta; Psocodea; Pediculidae. Gene Ontology annotation, molecular function: ATP binding; protein kinase activity. Gene Ontology annotation, biological process: protein phosphorylation. The transcript has 15 exons. The coding region runs from base 1 to 3096 and encodes 1031 amino acids.